Messenger RNA from Naegleria gruberi, 891 nucleotides. RefSeq lists its product as uncharacterized. The coding region runs from base 1 to 891 and encodes 296 amino acids. The record is from RefSeq and is a predicted model, not a curated record. The transcript has a single exon. Lineage: Eukaryota; Heterolobosea; Eutetramitea; Acrasida; Naegleriidae.
AUGAGUCAAGAUCGUUUCAAAGGGAUUGGUAGUAAUAGUAGCAAUAAUUUAACUGGAAAUACACCAACCAAGUCUGAUAGUAGUACUCUGUAUAUUCCUCCACAUUUGAGAAGUAAUUCUACAGAUUAUGAUGAUCACUCCGAUAGAAUUCCUUCAGUUUCAUCGGAUAUGGAUGAGGAUCAACAACAACAAUAUUAUUAUUAUCAUCGUAGAUCAUCGAUGGAUCAAGCUGGCGGAGCUCAUCCAAAUGUUCAUUCUCAACCUCCAAUUAUUAAAUCAAAACAACAAAUUAUUGACUAUAUGAAUCAACAUAAAAUUGCUUCAAUUUUAAAAACCAAGUUGAAUGAAGCUUUCCAACAACAAAGUCUAGAUCCAAUUGAAUAUAUUUUCCGUACCAAGAGAGUGGUACAACAUGAAAUUUUAAUUCAACAAAGACAAUCACAAAUGAAGGAAAUGGAUAUUAAACAUGAUGAAGUUUUAAGCUCAAUACAACAAAGUAAGGAAUCAAUGAAGCAAGAAUAUGAAAAAUUGGAAAAGGAUCACUUGCAAGAAAUUUCCACAUUAAAAGCAGAAAUUGAACAAUUGAAAAUUCAAGCUGCUCAAGUUGAAAAUCAACCUGAAAGUCAAGAAAGUUUGUUGUUAGAAAAGACUUUGGAACAAUUAAAGACAGAAAAUGAGGAAUUGGAAAAGGAAAAUCAAUCUUUAUUGAAACGUAUCAAGGAAUCAUCAAAUAAUACUACCACUACUACUGUACAUCAACAUUCACAUGAACAAGUUACAUCAAAUACCAUACCAGAAGAAACUCAAGAAGAACCUGUAGAUAUACCUUCAACAACAACAACAGAAAAUGCUGUGGAAGAUGAUUCAGCUGAUCCUUUUGCCACUGAAUAA